AUGACUGUACUAGCCACCUUUGUUGCUGCUGCUGCGGCUGGUUUGGCAGCUGUCUCUCAGGCUUCUCCAGUAGCUCAGUCAGAUGCUACCGCUGGUGUGUCAAAUGCGAAAUCUUCUUUGACACUCGUCUAUCAGAACAACCUCAAUGGAUCAGACGACAAGAACCACAUCGGCGCCAUUGUCCUCGACCCGGUUCCCCAAGCCAGUGCAGCGGCAGCUUGCGCUUCCUUGAACGAGAAGCUCAUCACUCGAGCUGCUCUUGAACAGCAUCAGAACGAUUUUAAUGAUGCCCUCUCAUACCAAGACUAUGCCAAAUACAGCGACGCCGAGCAGGGCUACCACAUCGACAACGGUGUCGUUUCAGUGGGCGAUCGGGUGAGCUAUUUGUCCUCUCCGGCGCCUCGCAAACAACUGCCAGUUUUGUGCACUCAGUCCUUCAACAAUGGCUCGCGAAACGCUGGCUUUGUCGAGGGCAGCAGUGUCUCGGUAGCUUCAGGAGGCAACACAUUCGUUGGUUACCGCAACCAAAAGUCGUUCCGAUUCCUGGGCAUCCCAUAUGCCGAUACACCAAAACGUUUCCAGUACUCUUCUAUCUAUUCUAAGAAGGGCCAGACUAUCCAAGCUACCCAGCACGGGUCACAGUGUAUUCAGGGCGGCGGUGGAAGCGAGGAUUGUCUGUUUUUGGGUAUCCAGACGCCAUACAUUCCGAAAUCCGGAUCCAAGAAAAACCUUCGACCGGUUCUUUUAUGGAUUCACGGCGGAGGAUUCACAGGUGGAGUCGGUUCAGACCCGCUUACCGACGGUGGAAACUUGGCGAGUAAAGAAGACCUGGUUGUUGUCAGUAUCAACUACCGUCUUUCCACGCUCGGUUUCCUUGCCAUUCCAGGAACGGACAUCAAAGGAAACUUUGGUAUCCAGGACCAACAGGUGGCACUAGACUGGGUCAUUGCCAACAUUGCCUCUUUUGGAGGUGAUCCCAAGAAAAUCACCAUCGCUGGUGGCUCUGCGGGCGCCGGCUCAGUGCGUGUGCAUCUCGGUUCACCAAAAGCUAUUGGCAAGUUCCAAGGUGCCAUUGCCAUGUCCAACCUCGGAGGAGGCAAGACACUGGGCCUCGAUGGUGACUACGGGACAACAUACUCAACCUACCUCACUAUCGAGGAAAGUUAUGAGAAAGCAGGCCAGCAGAUCUUUGCGGCAGCGGGCUGCAACAGCACCGACUUGUCUGCUCAGAUUGCGUGUCUUAAAACAGCCGACGCAGCAAAGAUAGUUGGAUUCAAUACGGUCGCACGCUACGUUGUUCAGGAUGGAACCUAUGUCGAUACAUCCAACCUCAUCCUCACAACUCGCAACGCCAGUACCGCGCAUAUUCCCGUCAUGUUUGGCGUCACCCGCGACGACGGCGCCUCAUUCACUAAUUACCCCAGAACUCCCAUCUCAAACCACACCCAGGGUCUCCAAGAAGCCCUCAGUAUCAACAGUACAUGGGCCCAGCGCGUCAUCGAUUCUGGUCUUUUCCCCCUGAUCAACACAGGCAACCUGACACUCGACUCAUUCAACGUCUCCCAGCGCAUCACAACAGACAAGAUGUUCCGCUGCAUUGACCAAUCCACCGUGUAUUCUGGCUCCCGCUCCCACGCCUUCGAAAAAGCAUACUUCUACCAAUUCGAGCGCACGAUUGGCGGUUACGAUCCCGACGGUCUCGGCGGGCCCGCCAACAACAACCCAGAGAACCCUUACUUUCGUAUCCAUGGCUCAGAAACUGACUGGGUAUUCGGCACACUGACGACGAUCCGCGACUCCAAGGAUUUGUGGAGCGAGCAGCUUACCACCGGAUAUUUUGCCUCGUUCAUCCGGAGCGGCGACCCGAAUCCCAGCUUGAGCUACUUGGACGUGCGUGGAUACGAGAAGGAGGUUGAGGGUGCGAAGAAGUUCGGCGCGUGGAAAGCUGUUGAUGCAACCGGCAAGGAUGGUGAUGAAAUACGCUUCCUGGACUGGCCGAGUAAGAGCACUGGAUACCAGGAUGUAGAGCAGUGUGCUUGGUUAGGAUAUCCUCUAGAUUACUACCUCAAGGGUGGUAUCUAA
Bipolaris sorokiniana ND90Pr is the source of this 2082-nucleotide messenger RNA. RefSeq lists its product as uncharacterized. Gene Ontology annotation, molecular function: cholinesterase activity. The coding region runs from base 1 to 2082 and encodes 693 amino acids. The transcript has a single exon. The record is from RefSeq and is a predicted model, not a curated record. Lineage: Eukaryota; Fungi; Ascomycota; Dothideomycetes; Pleosporales; Pleosporaceae.